AGACAGAGAAACGCGAGUUCUGGAGUUAGUGAAAGUGUACUGUUUUGCCUUAAGAGUCUCGCAGUGUUCGAGGCCGCGAAAUACUUAACAAGCAUGUCUGUCUCACAAAGGAAUUACAACAUAAAGCAGGAAAUAUAUAUUCGAAUAGCUGAUGACGAAAAUGAGGAGGCUAUAGAAAUUCCAGGAGAAUCAGAUGGCACCAUGUUAUUGUCCAGCGUUACAGCCCAAUUUGCUGGGGCAUGCGGUCUCAAGUAUAGAAAUGCUGACACUCAAACAAUGAGGGGAGUGCGAUUGGUUGAAGGUACAUUUCAUCCACCAGAUGGUUCGUGGGGAUCACAACUUUAUAUUGUUGUUUAUCCAAAAGAUAAUAAACGAAAGAUGGAUGACACUGAAAGUCAAGGAAUCCGCAGUAAAAGGCCGGCACAAAAAUGCUCGGACCUAAUUGUUAUGGGAUUACCUUGGGAAACAUCUGUCAACGAUUAAAAACAAUAUUUUGGACAAUUUGGUGAAUUAGUUUUGGCACAACUUAAAACUCAUCCUGAAACAGGAAAAUCGAAAGGAUACGGCUUCAUAAAAUUUGCUGAUUAUGAGGUUCAAAAGAGAGUUACAAGCAAGCGUCAUCAGAUAGGAGGAAGGUGGUGUGAUGUGAAAAUUCCAUAUUCCAAGCAACAACAAGGGCAAUCCCAGCUAAGUAACAGGAUAUUCGUUGGACGAGUGACAGAGGAUAUGACUGAUGAUGACUUGAGAUCUUAUUUCCGGCAGUUUGGUGAAGUCACUGAUGUAUUUGUUCCAAAACCAUUUCGUCCUUUUGCAUUUAUUACUUUUGAUGAUGAAGAUGUGGCCGCAAGUUUAUGUGGGGAAGAUCAUAUUAUAAAUGGUGUAAGCGUAUUUACAAGCUCUGCCGAUCCAAAAUCAAAAUCCCCUGCACAGAAUCAAGGUUUCAAUAAUAACAUGGGUGCAAGUGGAGGGGGAGCCAGCGGUGGAUUCUACAGUAGUGGCGGAGGGGGAUUCGAUGGUCGUAAUCGACAAAUGCGAGAUCAUGAAAGGGGAGGCUGGAACAGAUCACAUGGAGGGGGCAGUAAUCCUAUGGCUAGCAACAGUGGGUAUUCUUGUUAAACUAGUAGUAUUCAAUGCUAACAAUUGCUACAUAUUUUUCAGCUUUCGAAAGAGGUAUAUUUUGCAUGAAACUAGCCCCAGUAUUGUUAGUAUAAACAAGCCAAAUAUAAAUAUUACUGAUAUCAUAUAGAAUGAACCAUGAGUAUGACAUCCUUUUUUCUGCAAC
Styela clava is the source of this 1282-nucleotide messenger RNA. The record is from RefSeq and is a predicted model, not a curated record. Lineage: Eukaryota; Metazoa; Chordata; Ascidiacea; Stolidobranchia; Styelidae.